Molecule: messenger RNA, 1941 nt
Organism: Sus scrofa (pig)
Lineage: Eukaryota; Metazoa; Chordata; Mammalia; Artiodactyla; Suidae
Gene: IL11
Product: interleukin 11
Biological process (GO): positive regulation of cell population proliferation; positive regulation of MAPK cascade
Cellular component (GO): cytoplasm
Molecular function (GO): cytokine activity; growth factor activity
Source: RefSeq, a predicted model, not a curated record
UACACACUCCCUCACUGCCGCGGCCCUCUCUGCUCACACGCACAUGCCUCCCCUCCCCAGGCCGAGGCCCAGCUGACCCCCAGGGCUCCCACGGCAGCGGACAGGGAAGGGUUAAAGGCCCCCAGCUCCCUGCCCCCUGCCCUGGGGAACCCUUGCCCUGUGGGGACAUGAACAGUGUUUGUUGCCUGGUCCUGGUCGCACUAAGCCUGUGGCCAGACAGAGCUGCUGCCCCGGGGCCGCCUCCUGGCCCCCCGCGGGCCUCCCCAGACCCUCGGGCUGAGCUGGACAGCGCCGUCCUGCUGACCCGCUCUCUCCUGGCGGACACGCGGCAGCUGGCCGCACAGCUGAGAGACAAAUUCCCAGCUGACGGAGAUCAUAAUCUGGAUUCCCUCCCCACCUUGGCCAUGAGCGCGGGGGCGCUGGGAGCCCUGCAGCUCCCCGGAGUGCUGACACGGCUGCGAGCAGACCUGUUUUCCUACCUGAGGCACGUGCAGUGGCUGCGCCGGGCAGGAGGCCCUUCUCUGCGGACCCUGGAGCCAGAGCUGGGUACCCUGCAGGCUCGCCUGGACCGGCUGCUGCGCCGGCUGCAGCUCCUGAUGUCCCGUUUGGCCCUGCCCCAGGCGCCCCCAGACCCGCCGGCACCCCCCUUGGCGCCCCCAGCCUCAGCCUGGGGAGGCAUCCGGGCAGCCCACGCCAUCCUUGGGGGGCUGAACCUGACGCUUGACUGGGCCGUGCGGGGCUUGAUGCUGCUGAAGACUCGGCUGUGACCCUCCACCCAGAGCCACCAGCGUCCUUCAAAGCCAGUUCUUAUUUAUUUAUUUAUUUUGGGACUGGGGGGCUGUGGCAGCCAGAAUAUCCCCCCCCCCAACUGUCUCCCUCUAGUGAGAGAUGAUCCCUCCGGGAGACCUGGGCAGGGGGCAUCUGUGCCUUAUUUAUACUUAUUUAUUUAAGGGGGUGGGUGGGAGGCAGGGAGACUUGGGGGUCCCUGAGGAAAAGGGAACUGGGGUCCCAGAUUCCUAAAUCUCUAAGACGUCUGGCCACAGUCUCUCAGACCCCUACUCCUCUGGGCCUGGGCAGGAGCAUAUAUUAUUUAUUAACAAUUACUUUUUGUGUUAGGGUAGGGAGGGAGGGGAGAAGGAGGCCUGGGCUUUUGUACAAAAAUGUGAGAAACCUUUGUGAGAUGGAGAAGGGGGAAUUAAAUUUGUCUUCCACAUCCACUUAGAAGUGAUUUCUCUGGGGCUGAGGGUUGGAUGCUGGGGUCCCUGGGGGGCCUUGGGGGAGCAGGGCAGCAGAGGGGGGACCUGUCAGUCCCCCAGAGACAGUAAGCUCUGAGGGACAAGGUCUGAGCCUCCUCUGGUGGCCAGCACUUUAUAGGCACUCAAUGAAUAUUUCGUGGAAGGUUCCAGAAGGUUACCCUGUGACCCACAGUACCAGAACAGUACAGAACACGGCUGCACGCUCAAGGUUGUUCAUUAUGGCAGUUCUUACUACAGCAAAUCAGAAACAACCUAGGUGCCCAGCGGUGGGGAAUGGUUAUAGAAACGACAGUGUAUCCGUGUGAUCGAGUACACCAGCCGUGAAGAGGGUUGCUAUGGAGGCUGCUUUAGGUGUAGACCGUGCCGGCUACAAACCACAGUGUGAUCAUAUAUGAAUACAUGGACUAUUUGAAAAUCCUGGAAGGAAACACCCUAAAGUGUUGACAAUGGCCACCUCAGGGCAGAAAGGGGGGUGGGAUUGUGGGUGACUUUCUUUAUUUGUGCUUGUCUGUAUUUUCCGGAGUUUUUACAAUGACCGUAUAUGUUGCAUGACACAUUAAAAAAAAACAAGGAACACUGUAUUUGGAAUGAGAGAAUAUCAGCUCUUUGUCCCCAAAAGCCCUCGGACGGGAACAAGAAUGACCAUUCACUGGGCGCCUGCUCUGGGCCAUGCCCUGAGUGGGGG